UAUCCCCUGAACCCCUGAAAAGAGGUCGGAAUGGAAAUACUCUAAGUGAAAAAUAUGCCUCACAAAAUGACCUCUGCUUACUUCAUGAGCAGGACACCGCGCCCUGGUGUUUACCCAACCUAAAAGUGCCUGGGAGGCCGACCAGGCCGACAAAAGCCCCAUUCACCGGUAACAAGAACCCGGGCCAAUAACGCUGCCUGCCACGUCAAAUGUUUGAGCAUACAGCAACUAGUGGUGCAAAUGUUUUUAGACUGUUUGAGGAAGUCAGGUAUUGGAGCACAAUACAGGAAGAAGCUCAUUGUAUUAUAGUCAAACAAUAUGACCUAUUGUUAUUUGCACUCCUUAACUGUAAGUAGGAUAUUUAAGGUGUGUCUGCAGGCUGCAGUGAGUUCUGCCCUCUAGAGCUGCAUUUCCUGAAGACGUUUUUUUCCGGACAGAGUGGUUGUGUGAGAGAUUUUUUUUUUAACAUUGGGUGGAAAUGACUUCAGGAUGAUGGGAGCAGGGGCAAAUGUGGUGCAAAUGUUUUAGACUCUGUUGGAGGAAGUCAGGUAUUGGACAACAAUACAGGAAAAAGCUCAUGGUGUUCUAGUCAAACAACACUCCUUAACUGAAAGUAGGACAUUGAUAAGGUGUGUCUGCAGGGUCCAAUGAGUUCUGCCCUCUGGAGCUGCAUUUCCUGUGGACGUUUUUUCUUGGACAAAGUGGACAAAGUGUGUGUGAGAGAGGUUUUUUUUGGACAUAACUGCAGGAUGAUUGGAACAGGGUCUUAUUGGAGAGCUCGGACGCACAGGCGCUCCCGGUGGUCCCAGCAGGACUCGUGCUGUGUGGGCCUGCUGGUUCUCAGAGUGACCUCCACCUGUGUGUACGUGGCCGUGGUCGGUUUCCUGCUCUUUCUGGGUUUCUACCUGCUGGACUCACCGGAUCCGGACCCACCACCUGCAGACUCUGACUCCGUGGUGACCCUCUUGGUGUGGACGCAUCCGUUCGGUCAGUACCGUAAACUCCCGGACUGCCUUAAACUCUACCACAUCGACGGGUGCGCGCUCACCGACGACGAGCGCUCGUACCCACGUGCCGACGCGGUGCUCAUCCACCACCGGGACUUGGUCACCGGAGCCGCGGAUCUGCCACCGGAACCGCGUCCAAAUGCGCAAAAGUGGAUAUGGAUGAACUACGAGUCUCCUGCGCACACGACGGAGAUGUGGCGCUUUGAGGACGUCUUCAACCUCACCAUGACGUACCGGACAGACUCUGAUGUGUUCCUACCGUACGGGUAUCUGGUCCCACGUGGUGGACUCAGCAGAACCCAGCAGAACCCGCGACGACCACACCUCCUGGCCUGGGUCGUCAGCAACUGGUCCGAGUCACACACACGUGUUGUUUUCUACCACGAGCUCCGCCGGUACAUCCCGGUGGAUGUGUUCGGUAGAGCGGGUCAGCCGAUACCGGAGGAUUCUGGUACCGGCGUUCAGGUGCGCAAGCUGCUCCACCGGUACCAGUUCUACCUGUCUCUGGAGAACUCGCAGCACACCGACUACAUCACGGAGAAGCUGUGGAACGCGCUGCAGGCCGGCUCGGUUCCGGUGGUCCUCGGUCCGUCCAGGCAGAACUACGAGCGGUUCUUACCACCGGAGGCCUUCAUCCACGUGGACGACUUCUCCACGGUGCGAGGCCUGGCCCGGUACCUGCUGAUGCUGAGGAGGAACCCGGUGCGGUUCAGGAGGCACCUGGACUGGAAGAGGAGAUACAGAGUCCACCAGACCUCCUUCUGGACUGAGCACUACUGCACGGCCUGCAGGGCGGUGAGGAGGACCAGAGGCAGGACAGAUGUGGUCCAAGAUCUGACACGAUGGUUUCGCUCGUGAGAAACGCACCUGAGUGAAUCACACAAAAAGGCCAAGGAGAAGGAGGCAGGAGGCUCCAACGUCUCAAUAUUAUGUUUGAGCUGAACCAGAUCCAGGAGUUCAAAGAGGCUUUCACCAUCAUUGAUAAGAGUGACCUGAGUGACCUCUGCUGCUCUGGGUCACCUUAAAGUUGGUGAUGAUGACCUCGAUGAGAUGACGACGGAGUGUUCAGGACCCCUCAACUCGGAGAAAAUGUCAAAGGUAAAUCAGAUGUUUACAAAGUUGGAUGUCGCCGGUAACCUUGACUACAAGAACCUGUGUUAUGUGAUCACCCACGAAGAGGACAAAGAGCGGGAGUAAAAGGAGGAGAAGAGACAGGAGGAUGAAAAGAAAAGGAAGAGGAGGAGCAGUAAAUAGUCUCCCCACGCUGUGAGGCUGCGGUGUAUACAGUACGUGUGUAAAUGUAAUUAUGUGCAAUAAAGUGGCGACUCUACGA
Molecule: messenger RNA, 2340 nt
Organism: Sebastes umbrosus (honeycomb rockfish)
Lineage: Eukaryota; Metazoa; Chordata; Actinopteri; Perciformes; Sebastidae
Product: alpha-(1,3)-fucosyltransferase 4-like
Exons: 5
Coding region: 648-1865 (405 amino acids)
Cellular component (GO): membrane
Molecular function (GO): alpha-(1->3)-fucosyltransferase activity
Source: RefSeq, a predicted model, not a curated record